Molecule: messenger RNA, 2079 nt
Organism: Protobothrops mucrosquamatus (brown spotted pit viper)
Lineage: Eukaryota; Metazoa; Chordata; Lepidosauria; Squamata; Viperidae
Product: TBC1 domain family member 17-like
Exons: 17
Biological process (GO): activation of GTPase activity
Molecular function (GO): GTPase activator activity
Source: RefSeq, a predicted model, not a curated record
AUGGAGUUAGGGGGCUGCAGGGUUGCAUUUGAGAAAGAUGGGGUCUAUUUACACACCAGUGCAAAGCGGCAUCCUGACCAAGAUUCCCUCAUACCAGGAGUUAUCCGCAUCAUUGAGAAGGGCUCAGAUACUUUACUACAAUGGACCCCUGUGGACGAAUCUUCAGAUACUGCUCAAAUCAUGUACACCAAAAAGGAUACCAUUGGCUCCCAAGCCGAGGAAGAACACUUUGAUCCAGGAUAUGAACCAGACUGGGCUGUAAUCAGUACAGUGGGGACGAGGUCUCGGGUCCAGGAGGAAACAGCUGUUUCUGGGCCAAAAUCUCCAGUCCCUCGAGGUCAGUGGGCCUUCUCUCUCAGCUUGUCUGAGCUGAAAUCCAUCCGUAAGAGUAAGCCAGGCCUCGGUUGGUCGUAUCUCAUCUUCAUCACCAAAGAAGGCAUUUCCAUUCAAGCUCUGCAUUUUCACCGUGGAGGCACAAAGGCCCUUCUCAAAGCUCUUUGCAAAUACGUUAUAUUAGCCACCUCUCCCAAAGAUUCUCGGCUCUACCUGGUUUAUAUACAUGAUUCAGACGCCCUUUCUCAUUCCUUUGAUGAGCUUCAACUCUUUGAUGACAGUUCAUCAAAUCUAGUAUCGUGAUUCCUGCAGGAUCCUUAUGCUGCCACCUUUGGUGGCUUCUCCAAAGUUACCAAUUUCUUCCGUGGAGCUCUGCACCAGGAAGAUGGACUCGCCCACCAUUCCCAUAGUGACUCAGCGGCUGCCAAUGUGGAGGAAGAGACGGGCUUUGAAGUCAUCACCUGUCAGGCACAACUAGGAGAAUGGCCUUCUGUUCAAAGGGAAACCCCUGUUACGGAACAGGAAUGGGAACAGCAUCUGGAUCCUGAUGGACGUGUACUGGAUCCCAAUGGGUUGCGGAAGAGGAUCUUUGCUGGGGGUCUCAGCAUGUCAUUACGUAAGGAAGUGUGGAAGUAUCUUUUGAACUAUUAUUCCUGGGGCAACACCAGCGAGGAGAACAAGGCGCAAGUGAGACGGAAAACAGACGAAUACUUCCGCAUGAAGUUACAAUGGAAGUCGGUCAGCGAGGAACAGGAGCUGCGGAACUUUUUACUGCGGGGUUAUCGCAGCCUUAUCGAAAGAGAUGUCAGCCGCACAGAUAGAAACAACAAAUUCUAUGAGGGCAAUGAGAAUCCAGGACUGGUACUGUUGAAUGAUGUGCUGAUGACAUACUGCAUGUACAACUUUGAUCUAGGGUACGUACAAGGUAUGAGUGAUCUCCUGUCCCCCAUUCUCUAGAUCACCCAGAAUGAAGUCGACGCCUUCUGGUGCUUCUGUGGUUUCAUGGAACUGGUGCAUCACAAUUUUGAAGAAAGCCAGGAGUCCAUGAAACGCCAGCUUUCCCAGCUCACCUUGCUUCUUAGAGUGCUGGAUCCCCCACUCUGUGACUUCCUAGACUCGAAGGAGUCUGGCACCUUAUGUUUCUGUUUCCGAUGGAUCUUGAUCUGGUUCAAGAGAGAAUUUUCCUUCUCUGAAAUUCUUCAGCUUUGGGAGGUAUUAUGGACGGAAUUACCUUGCCCCAAUUUCCAUCUGCUGGUGGCUUGUGGCAUUCUGGAUGCAGAGAGACAGGCUCUUAUGAACUCUGGUUUUGGCUUUAACGAAAUCCUCAAGCAUAUUAAUGAACUUACCAUGAAGAUGAGCGUGGAAGACAUCUUAUGCCGGGCUGAGGCAAUCUACAGGCAGUUGGUUUCUACUCCAGAUCUACCACGUAAUGUGCAAGAACUGCUGGGCCUUUCCAAGAGCAAAUCCCCCACCUCCAGCACUGACACAGCCAGCUCCCCACAGCCACUGUCGCCCAGUCAGGUGCAGGAAAUGGACUUGACUGACAGCAUUUCCCCAAGCCAGCCGGACAGCAGCAUCGAAAUCCUGCCUGUGGAGGAUGCCUCCACCUCUCAGAGCCUGUCUCCGUGAAAAGCUCACAUCGCCACAACCAUCUUCUUAACACAAGCACUUUAAUCAGAGCAGGGGGUGGGCUAGGAGGGAGGCAGGUCAGGGGGCCUUGCAAAGUUAUUUUCUUUCUAGAGUCCA